CCUGGCCGUGCACCCCGACCGGCUCCGCGUGGCCACGGGACAGGCGGCCGGAGUGGACAAGGACGGGAAGCCCCUGCAGCCCAUCGUGCACAUCUGGGACUCGGCCACGCUCCAGACGCUGCAGCAGAUCGGCCUCGGCUCCUUCGAGCGCGGCGUGGGCUCGCUCGCCUUCUCCACAGCCGACCAGGGCGCGUUCCUGUGCGUGGUGGACGACUCCAACGAGCACAUGAUGUCGGUGUGGGACUGCGCCCGCGGCACCAAACAGGCCGAGGUCAAGAGCACCAACGAGUCGGUGCUGACGGUGGAGUUCAACCCCCGGGACAGCAGCAGCAUCAUCAGCAGCGGCAAAUCCCACGUCUACUUCUGGACCUGGAGCGGCAGCGCCCUCACCAAGAAGCAGGGCAUUUUUGGGAAGUACAAGAAGCCCAAGUUCAUCCAGUGCUUCAUCUUCGACGCGGCCGGCGCCGUGCUGACGGGGGACUCGGAGGGGAACAUCCUCACCUGGACCCCGGCGCCGGGAAAGGGGGGGAAAGAGAUGUACCAGAUCGGGCAGCAGACGCGGGCGCACGAGGGCAGCGUGUUCGCGCUCUGCCGCCGCCGCGACGGCACGGUGCUGAGCGGCGGGGGGAAGGACCGCAGGGUGCUCAGCUGGAGCCCCCAGCUCGAGCUGCUGCACGAGGUCGAGCUCCCCGAGAGCUUCGGCGCGGUCCGGACGAUCGCGGAGGGUCCCGGCGAGGAGCUGCUGGUCGGGACCACCCGGAACGCGCUGCUCCGGGGCACGCUGGGCUCCGGCUUCACCCCCAUCGUCCAGGGUCACACGGAUGAGGUUUGGGGUCUGGCCACGCACCCCAGCUGCUGCCGCUUCCUCACCUGCGGCCACGACCGGCAGCUCUGCCUGUGGGACGGGCGGGAGCACGCGCUGGCCUGGAGCCUGGGGCUGGAGGACACCGGGCUCUGCGCCGACUUCCACCCCGAGGGACACGUGGUGGCCGUGGGGCUGCUGACGGGGCGGUGGCUGGUGCUGGACACGGGCACACGGCAGCUCCUGGCCGGGGGCUCGGACAGCAGCGAGCAGCUCUCGGUGGUGCGCUUCUCCCCUGACGGGACCUUCCUGGCCAUCGGCUCUCACGACAAUUUCAUCUACAUCUACAGCGUGGCCGAGGGCGGCCGCAAGUUCAGCCGCUUCGGCCGCUGCACGGGUCACUCGAGUUUCAUCACGCACCUGGACUGGUCCAAGGACGGGCGCUUCAUCAUGUCCAACUCGGGGGAUUAUGAGAUCCUCUACUGGGACGUCGCCGGGGGCUGCAAACUGCUCCGGAACCGCUUCGAGAGCCGGGACCGGGAAUGGGCCUCCUACACCUGCGUGCUGGGCUUCCACGUCUUCGGGGUGUGGCCGGACGGCUCGGACGGCACCGACAUCAACUCGCUGUGCCGCUCGCACCACGAGCGCGUGGUGGCCGUGGCCGACGACUUCUGCAAGGUUCACCUGUUCCAGUACCCCUGCGCCCGGCCCAAGGCGCCCAGUCACGUGUACGGCGGGCACGGCAGCCACGUGACCAACGUGCGCUUCACACACGACGACGGGCACCUGGUGUCGCUGGGCGGGAAGGACACCAGCGUGUUCCAGUGGCGGGUGCUGCCCGGCGACAGCGGCUGAGCCCCCCGCGCCUCCUCCUCCUCGCUGCUUCCUCCUCCCUUUUCCCCUUCCUGGGACCAAAGAGCGGGGUGAGGGCUUGGUUCAAGCCUUCCUUCCCCCCCCCCCCACCCCGCGUUUUCGCGCUGCACUGUGAGAGGCGUCAAUAAAGCCUUGGGGGUCAGGGCAGGGCCCCGCCGCUUCUUCCGCGCCGGAAUCGCCGCCGCUUCCCG
Messenger RNA from Hirundo rustica (Barn swallow), 1866 nucleotides. RefSeq names its product EMAP like 3 (gene EML3). Lineage: Eukaryota; Metazoa; Chordata; Aves; Passeriformes; Hirundinidae. Gene Ontology annotation, molecular function: microtubule binding. The transcript has 15 exons. Gene Ontology annotation, biological process: microtubule cytoskeleton organization. Gene Ontology annotation, cellular component: mitotic spindle. The record is from RefSeq and is a predicted model, not a curated record. The annotation marks the transcript as partial.